CGCUCCUAUGAAUUCACAGCAGAAACAUUCACGCUGUUUACGGUACCUGUUCUUUAUAAACUACAAUGCUACAAUGUAUGAUUUUCAAUAGCUAUUGAAGUUGCACGGGAUUAUCUUGGACUGAAAGGCUGACAAAGUAUUACAUUUAGUGUAUUCCUCAAUUUCAAUUUUUGUGUUUGGAUCGCGUAACAUGGGCGUGAAAGAUAAACUGAUCAUGAAUAUCAGCUCAGAAGUAUUGGAAAUGGCAUCUCGUAUCUGCCGUGACUACAUGAAUGGUGCUUGGAAGAUGAUUUCUUCCAAAGAGAUUGUGGUAAAAAAAAUAAGUGGUGGAUUGAACAACUUGCUAUAUCUUGUAGCACUGCCAAGUUCACACAAGUCGUCACCAUCUGAGCCAUCUCAGGUUUUAUUGAGGUUGUAUGGGCAGAUUCAUGGUGAACAGGUUAUAGAAUCUCUCCUCACAGAAUCUGUGAUAUUCACAUUAUUAUCCGAGCGUGGCUUGGGACCAAAGUUAUAUGGUGUUUUUCCUGGUGGCCGCCUUGAACAAUAUAUUCCUGCUCGACCACUAAAAACCACAGAAUUGAGUGACCCCACUCUCAGUGCAUUGAUUGCAGAGAACUUGGCCAAAAUACAUGCAAUGAACAUACCUAUCAACAAGAGGUCAAACUGGCUGUGGAAUACCAUUUCAAGGUGGCUCAAAACAGCUGUGGUAAACUUGGAAGACAUACAUGCUGAAGAUUCCCAUAACCAGCAAAUUAUAAAGAAACUGCAGCACCUUAACUUAUCAAAGGAGUUUGAAUGGCUAAGGCACUUCCUCACCCAGACGUCAUCUCCAGUAGUUUUCUGCCACAAUGAUCUCCAGGAAGGAAACAUUUUACUCAGUCAUUGUGAUGCAGAAAAUGACAAGGUUUCACAACCGCAACUGUCUUUUAUCGACUUUGAAUACAGUGCAUAUAAUUAUCGUGGCUUUGAUUUUGCUAACCACUUCAUAGAAUGGACUAUCGACUACACUAACAACCAGUUUCCGUACUUCAGUGUAAACAGGAACUGCUACCCAAGUCGAGAGCAGCAGCUGUUGUUUGCUCGAGCCUAUCUACAGCACAGCUGUGACCAGAACUGUGACAACCCAACUGAAGAGCAGGAGGCAGCUCUUCUGGAAGAAGUGGAGAUGUUUACACUUGCAUCUCAUUUUCUGUGGGGUCUGUGGUCCAUAGUAAAUGCUAAAAUUUCAACCAUUUGUUUUGGCUAUUGGGAUUUUGCAUUGGCACGUUUGGAAGCUUAUCAUGACUUGAAGAACAGCAUCACCAGGACUCGUAGAAUUUCUGCUAAAAAUGAGGACAAGACGGAGAUGUAUCGACCUUCCUCUCUUUGGUUACCGUAGAAACCUAAAUCUCCACUUCCACAUGUCUGAAAACACUCUAAAUUUGUGAUUGGGUCCCUCCACGAAUUACAACCAUCCACAUGGGCCAGUUACAGAUCAUCUGCUAUUAUCCGACUGAAUACAAGUGCCACUACACCAGCCCUUCCUUGAUAAAUCUGCCCUUGGCAGAGAAGACAUUCAGAAAUGUUGAGUAUUAAAACCUCAACAUGGCUGUGGCCUCAAACCAGCAGCUGAGAAACUAAAUAUAACCAUUAAAUUAAAUUAUGAGUGUCAAUAGUACUUUGUAAAACUUAAAGUAUAGUAUGUAAGGCAUAGUACAACUUGGCAUAUUACAGUGAAUAAAAUUGGUGCAUUAUGAGUAGUUUUCCCCAUAAACAAAAUAUUAACCAGCAAAACUAAACAUAGUAUGUAAAUGAAAUGAUACUGUAGUUAGUAGAGAAAAAAUAAAAUUGCAUAAUUACAUAAGUAUAUGCAUUUAUGCUUUUGUUUUAAUGCAUUACAAUAUUUUAAAAUUAAUACUAUACACAAUACAUGUAACUUUUAGAUGGCAAUCUUUAGUUUGACUAAUAAAUUAAAAUAUUGUGCAGAUUCGGGUAUAUUAAAAAAAACCAACAAAGUUUUUACAUCUAAAGUUUUAUUUGGCACAUCAUUAUGCUUAGUAUGUCCCCCGAUAUUCACGAAAGCAAAAAAUAUACAGGUGUAUUCUGGCACACGGUGAUCCACCAUCAAGAUGACUUUGGCUCGUGAGUAUAGCAGAAAUGCACAUGUACAUUAUACUUAAAAUUGUUAAAUUUCUGUUGCAUGGUGCGUGCACAUUUUGUUGCCUACUAACAUUUCACCCUAAAAUGCCAUUACGAAGUAUAACUUGAAAAGGUCAUUAGGUAAACUCAUCCUAAAUUCAUAAAUAUUGUUAUUUAUCUUUUCCAUUGGUUAAAUUAUCAGAUGUAAUUGGACAAUUUUUAUUGAAAUUAAAGAUUUGCAGGAAUAUUAUAACUUACAUGCACUUAGACUAUGACCGCAAACAUGCAUAAUUUCAAAGCUCCUACUAAAAGAAAGUUACUUAAAUAUAAAGCUGAAUUCACAGUGAUCCAUCUCAUUCGUCUGUCAUCUGUUCAUCUCUCAAUCAUGUGACCUGCAGCCAUUCAGAUGGCCAGGAAAAUUCCAUCCGUCCAUCCUUCGAAACCUUUCCAAGCUUUAACUUUCAACGAACAGAUGGAGGACAACCUCCCAAAUGUUCGCAGGAUUUAUUUUGUCUGUGACCUUUACUGUAUUAAAAGGUUUUUAAGUUUGAUGUUUUAUACUAAAAUUGCCCAAGGCAUAGAAGUGUAAGAAAUAAUGUAUGUAAAUCUGGAAAUAUAUUAAUAAAUGUCACAGUGAUAAAAUUUAGUUAAAUGAUUUAUAAGCGAUUAACUUUAAUGAUUGUCAAACUAUACAAGAUAAAUUUUCAUUGCUAUUUAAGACUUUGUCAGUUUGCAGUAAUAAAAAUGGAAAAGUAUUUGAUGGACGUGGGGAUCAUUCUGUAUUGAUUGGCUUGUUGACGGACGGAUGCAGCGAAUCAUGUAGAGUCUACCUGAACUGGGAUUAAAUUUUAAUUGUCAAACUGCCCAAAAAUGUGUAUAGUGCGUAUGGAAAAUGAUACACUGCAUAAUUAAUGUAGGGGAAAAAAACAAGAUAAAUAGAAAAUAUUUAAAGCCAAGGUCCAAAAGAGAUGACAAAAUGUAAAAAAUCCAUUUACAGCAUAUGAAAAGUGAUGAUAAGAACAAUGACAUGUGUAAAUGGAAUUUUGUAUGGAUUUCCAAAUAGUUUUUUUUUUUACUCCAUCAACUAUCACUAACCCAAAUUUCCCCCCCCCCCCCCCCUUGACUACGGGUCAUCUGAGAACAGCUGAUGAGGUAGCCACCAACACCAUAACUCCUCUCAUGUCAGUUGUGAAAGCAUUCUAGUGGUGCACAGUGGUAUAAUUAGUGAAAGAGGGAAGGGAGAGUAUGGAAGAAAGAGGAAAAGGAGAUAGGAAAGGGGUGACAUUCAUUGAUUGAGCAACAAGCAGCUCAAAGCUGCUCAUUAUUUGUGCUUUUGCAAGUUAAGUAAAUCUUUGAUUUACAUUUUCAGACAUGCUUUGCUUAAGCCAUCGCCACAUGAUGUCCAAUUCCUUGGCAGUUUUUAUGUCUAUUUUCUGCUAGUGCACCUGCUUCCAUGUAGGUUACUUUUUGACACUCUUUCAAGGGGAGUAACUCUGAACAUAGAAUUUUCAUACCCAACUUCUUGUCCAAAACAUGUUCUAUUUUUCUGCUUUACCCACAAGCUGAAGUGAUCAAGAUAACAGACCCAUUAAUGACAGCAUGCACCCGUAAAUAUUUGAUUUAGGUAUUGUGUGUUUGUAUAAGGUAACAAAUUCUUUUCUUUUUCUAUAGGAACUGUCCAGUCCACUUUUAUACUCAUUAAUUUAACAGAAGGUAGCCUAAAUUAGGCAUGAUGUGGGAUAGGCUUUGCCAAUUUUUUGACAAGUUGAUAUGAGACCAAAUUUUAAAGCCAUAAUAUCUCAAACGUAAAGUGUGUGCUAAAACAUAAUUUUUUAAGUCUCGUGGAAAAAAGUUUUUUUUUUUUUUCAUUUAAUAAGUUGCCGUAUUCUGAGUAUAGUUAUAACCAACUAAGGACAUGUGGCCAUUAAGGAAUUUAAAAAAUUGGGUAGCGAAUUUUUAAAACUGAAGCUACUAAUGAGUUCUUACUGUCUACAAGAAAAUGAGAUAUUUGAUCAUGACGGUUAUAUUUUGACCCAGGUGCUGUGUUUAAAAUGAUAUAACAUAAAAAUAAGUAUGUGGUUAUGAUUUGGCUAAAUAAAAAAAAGUAUAUAUAUGGUAUCAAUUAAAGUUAAUAUUUUUAACAGUAAAAUUUUUAACAGUAAAAUUUUAAAUGCUUAAAAAACCUAUUCCUAAUAAUGGGUGGGCAAUAAUUUUUUUUUUUUUUUUCAGUUUUAAAAUAGCCAUGAUUGUAUUCAAAUAAAUGUUUAUUUAUACGAACAAAAAUAUACUGGAAAAUCAUUUCUUAAAAAUAAUUUUGUCCAAAUGGACACCAUCUUACCCUUAGAUUUUCGAAAUACUCUAGUUGGAUGUAUGGCAGGUUGCACCAUUUUGCUGCAUCCAAUUUCUAUUGUUGUAACCAACGAACUGCUGCAACUGUGAUUGAAAAAAAUCUUGUAGCAUUUUCACAUAUUCUGCAGAAUUAACUGUUACAGAAUUACUGUGUGUGUUUUCAAAGACGCACAGGCCGAUAAUGACUUUUGAAGAGAUAGCUGCAGUGCCAAAGUGUUAAUUUCAUUAAAUCAUGGGUUAAAAACUUUAAAGAAACUAGCACGACUAUGAAUUGAAAACAAACAGGGUGGCCACAGAGCAGGAGGAGCAAAGAGAUCAUGGCGCAAGUGAACAUUUUUGUAUGAGACGAACCGAAUAUACCGACGCGCAAGCGUUUAGAUGCUUUGGCGAUACCCCGAACAUCCUUGUGCCGAAUAAUGAAAUUGGACUUCAAACUGCAUCCGUAUGAAAUACAGUUAAUGCAAGAGUUAAAAUCAUUCGUUGAUACAAUGUUCAAGCAAUUAAAAAACUUCAUUAACAUUUUCUUCACGAAUGUAGCUCACUUUCACUUAAGUGGACAUGUAAAUAAACAAAAUUGCAGAUUCUGAAGCAGGGAAACAAAAAAUUAAAACACCAAAGACCUUUCUUUGCAUUCUCCAAAGGUGACGUUUGGGGCGUCAAUCUCUUCAAAGAGCAUUAUCGGCCUGUACUUAUUUGAAAGUGUAUGCCAUAAUUCUGUAAUAGUUAAUUCUGCAAAAUAUGUGAAAAUGCUACAAAAAAUUUUUCAACCACAGUUGCAGUAGUUUGUUAGUUGUGAAAACUUAAAAUGGAAUACAUAAAAAAUAGAAUGUGUAGUAGCUUCAUUACAAAAGUUAUAAUAAUUUUUAUAGAUUAUAUCUAUUUUUAAACUGCCAGAAUUACCUGAAAUAUUUUCUCAUUGUACAUUCUUGAACUCCUGCAAUUAGAGACUAAUUGAUCAAGAUGUAAUUCGUCUUUAGUAAGAAAAGAGCUAAAGCAUGCCAUAAUGAAAGUAAUGGAAAUAAUGGUUGGUUAGAUUUAAAGUAAGGCCAAAUGUCAAUUUUAGGCAGUUUAAACAGUGUUAUGGUGGAAAAUUAUGAGAAAAACUCAAAUCUAUUAAAUUUAUUAUUUAGUCCAUUAUUAUGACAAUUUUGAUGUGAAACCUCUUGUCACAGAUUAUAUUUUGAAACAGUUUUCCAGGAACAAAAGUUCUAUAUGAUUGUUUUAUGCUGUGCUGGAGCACCCAUUAAAAUCAUACAAUGUUAGGUGCUCUAAGCACAUGAAAUCUUUAUAUGGCUGAAAAUAGGAUUGUAGGAUAGGAAGAAAAUUAUUAAGAGAAUAAUUUCUGGUUGCUCAUUAUGUCUGCCUGCCUGCAAUGUGCAUUUGAAUGACCGGCCAAGAUAAGGUGGUUGACCAAUUUCUUCAGUACUAUUCUAACCCCUUAUUUUGUAGGUCAUUGUGCAUUUUCAGCAUCCUGAAAAGUAAACCAUAAUCAUUUCCUGAAGAUUAAAAGUAACCAUAGUAGAUUGUCGGAUACAAAGAAAACUUGGCUAAUAUAAUGGCCCAUAUCAUUUUCUUGCCAGUUUCUUGUCCGAUAAACCAAGAAAUAAUAAUUCUAAUUCUUGUAAUAAUGUUACACCAUGCUUCUAACUCUUAGUAUGUACAUGUGAUUUGCAACUUGCCUGAAAUAUUAAAGCCAAAUAUAUUAGCUUAGCAAGAAAUUUUACUUAUUAUAAAUGACAAAAGUUAUUUUCAUCGGAGGCUAGAAUUCAUAAAGUAUGUUUAUUUUAAUGUAUUCUCCUUGUUUUUAUCUUUGUAAGUUUUAUUUUCAUGUAGAAAUAUUUUUCACAUAAUUUAAUUAUUUACUUUUUUUGUUAACUGUGAAUUCUACAUAUUUUACACCAACAAAAUAGAUGUAGUUUUUGAAUUUAUUGAAUAAGACUUAUGCCAAAUUAAUUAAUUCAGCAGAAUAUAAAAGUUUGCUAAAGCAUAGCAACUGUGAUAAAAUGUUGGUAUUGUAGGCACAUUUGCUUGAACUAUGUAGACAUAGUAUGUGAGGUUAUUAUAAAUAAUUUUUUUGUGUGUUAAACUUUUGUUUAUAAAUUAUUGAUAGUUUAAAUACUAGGUGAUAAUGUAUAUAAGGUGAACUUAAAACACCAUUACAAAUAAUAACAUUAUUUUAAAAAAAAUUAAGAUUUUUUUUUUGUUGAUUUCCUGCAGCGUAGUUUCUUUGUUCAUUAUUUUUAUUUAAAAUGGUAUAAAACACAGUUACAGUUAUAUAUUUUAACUCUUAGGAUUUGAUGGUUUUUAGGAUAACAUCAUAACCCAACAGGUCUUAUUGUACUGUGAUGGUUCAAGUAUUUGUUCCUGGAACCUGUGUUGUAUGGCCAGAUUUACUAAAUCUAUAUAGUUAAUUGAUAUUGUAAUGGGGCUUAAGUUAAAUAUAAUGGGGUUUAUAAUUAAUCUGAAUACAUCUAAACUUUUUAGUCAAGUGUUGUACAAAAUGCUUUCAUUGAAGGAUUUAUGUUGCUCAAGUCGCCAAUCUGGAGACUUAGUUUAAAGCCUCUUUCCAUGACAUUGUAUUUCCACGUGUGUAUGAUAUAUAUUUCCCUGCAAACAAGACCUGAGUACAUUUCUUCAAUAAAUAAAUUUACAUUUUAAAUUAGGAAAUUCAAUGUGUACUUACUGGUAUUGUAUGUUUAUUCUUUUUCUUUUUUUCUUGACAGUGAAACAAUCUUGAGAUGUUUUCAAGUGACUGUCUUCAGGAAAAUUCUUAGAGGGGAAAAGGAAAAUUUUAUAUCCUUUGUAGUGUGCUAAUAGUUUACAUGAUAAAUUGACGAAUGGUAAAAUUUUAUUAUGAAAAUUAAAGCCUAAACUAUAUAGCAGCAAGAUGUUUAAAUAUAUUAUUGAAAAAAAUAAUUCUUACUUGAAUAUAUGUGAAAUUAAAAAAAAUGAGGUUGAGUUUGUAACAUUUGAAAACAUUUUUUUAAGUUAAUUUUACACAUUUAACACUAAUUAUUAAUUUGUGUUUACCCCACUCUUAGUAGAAGUUAGUUAAUAAAUAUUACAAAACAAAAACCACAUUUUGUAUCAACUUAAAAAAAAAAUUGACCAAAAAAAAAAGGAACCUGAAUAGGAGACGGAACUAACAUAGCGUACCAAUAUCUAUUGUCUUCAUAGUUACUCUGAGUGCAGGCUAUAAAAUAUAGUUUCCUUAACACAAAAUAGUGGGCUUGCUGCAUGCAGUCGGAGAGCUAUCAAUUUUGAUGCUUCACGCUUCACUACAGGUAUCCACCUAACCAGACAUGAUGUCACCCAGAGCUGACCACAUUUUUAUAAGAGCUGCACAACAGCAGCUGAACAGAUUGAUGAUGUAGAAUUUUAAAAUGUGUUCUAAAAAGGAAUUUACAUUAAUAACAGCUUUCUAUUUUUGUUAAUUAAAUAUGUAAAAAGUAAUUUCCUAACAAAUAAUGGAUAUCAAGUCUAUAAAUAACAUUGUUUUAUUCAGGAAACAAAAGUUUUUUAUGAACUUAUAUGGGAAAUAUAAGUUAAGUGCACAUCUUAUGGAGAAAAUGGUGAGAACGAAACAUUUAACCACAUUAUACAGAAUAUUAUACUGUGCUGGAAAAACUUACACAAGUUUUACUGUUUUAUGUAGGUAAAUGUUGGUUUUGGAAAAUAUAUAUUUUUUUUUUUUUUUUGUUUUGCAUAAUUUGGUACAGAACUUUACAUCUAAUGAAAAUGUAUGUUACUACAAUACUAUUUCUUGUUGUUUUGUGAAGCUUUUUUGAAUCUUGAUGUUAACAGUAUUGGUGAAGAAUGUUUACCAUGUACAACUGUAGUUCCCAGUGCAAACCUAUGGUGCUGAGUGCCUCCUAUUCUGGAUGAUAAGAUUAUAUGAUAAUAUUGUUACUUACAUUACUUGGCCUUGUUUUGCCUAUUUUUUAUAAAUUUUUGAUACUUUGAUGUUACUUGGAUUAAAAGUAUUAUAAAAUUA
Molecule: messenger RNA, 8461 nt
Organism: Bacillus rossius redtenbacheri
Lineage: Eukaryota; Metazoa; Arthropoda; Insecta; Phasmatodea; Bacillidae
Product: choline/ethanolamine kinase
Exons: 9
Coding region: 191-1378 (395 amino acids)
Biological process (GO): CDP-choline pathway; phosphatidylethanolamine biosynthetic process
Cellular component (GO): cytoplasm
Molecular function (GO): ethanolamine kinase activity; choline kinase activity
Source: RefSeq, a predicted model, not a curated record